Messenger RNA from Thalassophryne amazonica, 6433 nucleotides. Its product is annotated as histone lysine acetyltransferase CREBBP-like. The record is from RefSeq and is a predicted model, not a curated record. Gene Ontology annotation, molecular function: zinc ion binding; histone acetyltransferase activity; chromatin DNA binding. Gene Ontology annotation, biological process: positive regulation of transcription by RNA polymerase II. NCBI's taxonomy places the organism in Eukaryota, Metazoa, Chordata, Actinopteri, Batrachoidiformes, Batrachoididae. Gene Ontology annotation, cellular component: nucleus; histone acetyltransferase complex; transcription regulator complex.
CCAAGGGCCACAGAAUGGACCCGUUUCCCUCUCCAGUGUGCCAAAUCAGAUGAUAAAUCACAUCCAAGUUUCUCAGGGAAUCAACCAGUUCAACCCAAUGACUUUGCCCAAUGUCCAGAUAUCUCAGCCACCCAUUGGAGCUCGAGCUGCCUCACCCAUGAACCACCCCCAGCAAAUCAGUAUGACCUCCGUUCCAGCGAUGGGAAUGUCUCCUUCCAGGAUGCCUCAGGCCCAGGGUAUGAUGGCCACUCAUGGUGGUGCCAACAUGGUAGGCCAGACCCCAAUCCAAGGACAGUUUCUAGCUCAGCCCCAGUUUCCACCCGGUUCUACUGCUGUUGCUGCACCAAAUGCAAUGAAUGUCACUGUUGGUUCUGCCAUGGGACAGCCACCAGCACAGGCUGCUGUCACCCAGCAGCAGCAGAGUGCAAACCUCCCUGUGAAUGCCAUUGGCCCCUCGCUGGGCCUACAGCUAGCCUCCUCACAAACCCCAUUGCACUCCACACCUCCACCUGCUUCCUCCUCUGCCUCUGUGGCUGGGGGGGCUACUAACUUGCCGCAUCCCCAGCCCUCCAGCCGCUGCCCCACCCCCACCCUCCCUGCCCCAGUCCAAGGUGGCACACCACCAUGCCCCACUCAGCUUCAAACCCAGGCAGAGCUCCCUGCAGCACCACAGACCCAGCCUCCAACAACACCGUUGUCUCAACCAGGACCCAGUUUAGACAGUUGUGCACCUACACCAGCCUCAGCCACCAGUGCUGACUUGCACUCGCAGCAUGUUAGUGCAGAUCUGCCUGUCCAGGAGAUCAAAGCUGAAGCCCACCAUGAUCAGCAGGAGUUUGAGGCUGCCGGUGGUAAAACUGAAACCAAGAUGGAGACUGAAGAUAGUUCUGCUUCAGUGAUGGUCAAGGAGGAGCCAGAUAUAAAACAGGGACCAAUGGUGGUGGAGGAGAAAAAGCCUGAAAUAAAGUUGGAACCCAAAGAAGAAGAAGAAGAAGGUGUAACAAGCAGCACAACCUCCUCAUCCCCAUCUCAGCCACGUAGGAAAAUUUUUAAGCCUGAAGAGUUACGACAGGCUCUCAUGCCAACAUUGGAGUCUCUAUACAGGCAGGACCCCGAAUCACUGCCUUUCAGACAGCCUGUAGAUCCCAUGCGUCUCGGCAUACCAGACUAUUUUGACAUUGUUAAGAACCCAGUAGAUCUGUCUACAAUAAAGCGCAAGCUGGACACAGGUCAAUAUCAGGAACCAUGGCAGUACGUUGAUGAUGUCUGGCUCAUGUUCAACAAUGCCUGGCUGUACAACCGCAAAACUUCACGUGUCUACAAGUACUGCUCCAAACUGGCGGAGGUGUUUGAAUCAGAGAUUGACCCUGUCAUGCAGGCUCUGGGCUACUGCUGUGGGAGGAAGUAUGAGUUUUCUCCUCAAACGCUAUGUUGCUAUGGCAAACAGUUAUGCACCAUCCCUACUGGGGGCACGUACUACAGUUACCAGAACAGAUAUCAUUUCUGUGAAAAAUGCUUCAAUGAGAUUCAGGGUGAGAGUGUGACAUUAGGAGAUGACCCUGCACAGCCACAGACAAUGAUAUUAAAAGACCAGUUUGAAAGGAAGAAGAAUGAUGUAUUAGACCCUGAACCGUUUGUUGAAUGUAAAGAUUGUGGGCGGAAGAUGCACCAGAUAUGUGUCUUGCACUAUGAAGUCAUUUGGCCAUCUGGAUUCAUCUGUGACAACUGUUUGAAGAAGAGUGGAAAAACACGGAAGGAAAACAAGUUUUCUGCAAAACGGCUACAGUCUACAAGAUUGGGAAUGUACAUAGAAGACCGUGUGAAUAAAUACUUGAAGAGGCAGAACCACCCAGAGGCGGGAGAGGUGUUUGUUCGGGUGGUAGCUAGCUCUGACAAAACUGUGGAGGUUAAGCCAGGCAUGAAAGCCAGGUUUGUGGACACAAGUGAAAUGCCUGAAGCCUUUCCCUACAGAACCAAAGCACUUUUUGCCUUUGAGGAGAUUGAUGGUGUAGAUGUAUGCUUCUUUGGCAUGCAUGUGCAGGAGUAUGGUUCAGAGUGCCCAUUUCCCAAUACGAGGCGUGUCUACAUAUCAUACCUGGAUAGUAUUCAUUUUUUUCGACCUCGGAUUCUGAGAACUGCAGUGUACCAUGAAAUCCUCAUUGGCUAUCUGGAAUAUGUCAAGAAGCUUGGAUAUGUCCAGGGCCACAUCUGGGCAUGUCCACCUAGUGAAGGGGAUGACUACAUAUUCCACUGCCAUCCUCCUGACCAAAAGAUCCCUAAACCUAAGAGGCUGCAGGAGUGGUACAGAAAGAUGUUGGACAAAGCCUUUGCAGAGAGGAUCCUGCACGACUACAAGGACAUUUUCAAGCAGGCAACAGAGGAUCGUUUGACCAGCGCCAAUGAACUGCCUUACUUUGAAGGAGACUUCUGGCCCAACGUGCUGGAGGAGAGCAUUAAGGAGCUGGAGCAGGAGGAGGAGGAGAGGAAGAAAGAGGAAAACACAGCGGCCUGUGAAACGCCUGAGGGUAUGCCAAGUGACAGCAAAAAUGCUAAGAAGAAGAACAACAAGAAGACAAAUAAAAGCAAGAGCAGCAUCAGUCGAGCCAAUAAGAAGAAGCCUGGAAUGCCGACUGUAGCCAGUGAUUUGUCCCAGAAGCUCUAUUCCACCAUGGAAAAGCACAAAGAGGUCUUCUUUGUGAUUCACCUCCACUCCAGCCCGAUAGCCAACAGCCUGCCACCCAUUGUUGACCCUGACCCCUUGCUCUCCUGUGAUCUCAUGGACGGCCGUGAUGCCUUCCUGACGUUGGCCAGGGACAAACAUUGGGAGUUCAGCUCUUUGAGGAGGUGUAAGUGGAGCACAAUGUGCAUGUUGGUUGAGCUCCACAACCAGGGCCAGGACCGCUUUGUCUACACGUGUAAUGAGUGCAAGCACCAUGUGGAGACACGCUGGCACUGUACAGUCUGUGAGGAUUUUGAUCUGUGUAUUAACUGCUACAACACCAAGGGCCAUGAGCAUCAGAUGGUGAAGUGGGGCCUUGGUCUGGAUGAUGACAGCAACAGUCAGAGUGGAGAGGCCUCAAAAAGCCCACAAGAAAGCCGGCGCUUAAGUAUCCAACGCUGCAUCCAGUCUCUGGUCCACGCUUGUCAGUGUCGCAAUGCCAACUGUUCUCUGCCGUCCUGCCAGAAGAUGAAGAGAGUGGUGCAGCACACAAAAGGAUGCAAGCGCAAAACCAAUGGUGGAUGCCCUGUGUGCAAACAACUUAUUGCUUUAUGCUGUUACCAUGCAAAGCAUUGCCAGGAGAACAAGUGCCCUGUCCCAUUCUGUCUAAACAUCAAGCAGAAGCUUCGCCAACAGCAACUGCAGCACAGGCUCCAGCAGGCUCAGAUGAUGAGGAGGAGAAUGGCCACCAUGCAAGGCAGAACUAUGCCCCUACCAUCCCCACCUGCCUCAGCUGCCCCUAGUACACCCAAUUCCCAUACCCAGCCUAACACCCCACAGACACCUCAGCAGCCACUCCACCAACCACAGUCUCUCAACUCUACGGGUGUAACGUCUCCCUCCUUUCCAAAUGCGCCUCGCAAUGGCCAGCCUCAAGCAUCUGCAUCCCAAGGCAAAUCUGGUCCCCAGGUCUCCCCUCUACACCAGCAACAGUCAACACUUCCCCAACCUCCCCAGCAACCCCAGCAGCUGCCGCAACAGCAGCCUCCCCUUGCUGCAGUUAAGAUGGCACGGCACAUUGAAAUGAUGGCCCAGGCCCAGCAGAACCAGCAAAACUACCGGGUCAGCAUGAAUGGCUUGCCCGUAAAUCCCCAACAGCCACAGCAGCGCAUGACCGGACCAAUGCAGCCAUCCAUGCAGAUGGUUCCAGGGCCACGGGGACCCCAGGUUAUGCAACCUGGCAUGGGUCCAGGUCAGUGGCUUGGACCUGCCGGUGCCAUGCAGGCAGCACAGAAUCAACAGCCUGGAAUUCCGCAAGGCCAGUCCCCACAGCAAGCUAUGCCAAUGCAGCGAGCUAUGAUGCCCCAGGUGCAGCAACCUCAGCAGGCCCAGAGAAUGCUAAUACCUCAGCAACCUGGUACUCGACCUCAGACCUCCCAGAGACCUGGUGCUAUCGCACCUAAUGCCCUUCAGGAUCUUCUCCGAACCCUGAAAUCUCCCAGCUCUCCUCAGCAGCAGCAGGUCCUCAACUUGAAAUCAAACCCACAACUGAUGGCGGCUUUCAUCAAACAGCGAACAGCUAAGUAUGCAAACCAGCCACAGCAGCAAGUAGUUCAGCAGCAGCCACAGCAGCCUGGUAUGCCAGCAAUGCAGGCCAUGGCCAUGCCCGGAGCAACAGUACAGAGGCCUGGAAUGCCCCUCCCACAGCCUCCCUCACAGGGUAUAGCUGCCUUAGGGACUCAGGGGCAACUGAUAAAUCCAGCACACAAUCCCAACCCUCAGAUCCAGGACCUUUACCGUCGGCAGCUCUUAAGACAGCAACAGCAGCAACAACAGGGAGUGAUGCAGCAAGGCCACCCCAACCAGUUUCCUGCUCAGGGUACAGCAGCAACAUAUUCCCAGCUCCGCAUGCAGCAGCAACAACAAAUAGCCAUGCAGGCAGGUGCAGGAGGUGGUGGUGGACCUAUGGGACAGCUCCCACCCAUGACACAGAUGGGACAGCCAGGCAUGGGCUUAGACUCCACUCAGAACUUGUUGCACCAACGAAUGCUUCAGCAACAACAACUUCCUCAACAACAGCAGGCUGUACUGAAGCAGCAGAUGGGCUCCCCUGUUCAAUCCAGCCCUAUGAGCCCUCAAACCCACCUGCUGACUGGGCAGCCUCAGGGUGGAGCCCAUCUACAUGGCCAACCUGCACUGGCCAGUGCCCUUGGAAACCAAGUCCGCUCCCCUGCACCAGUACAAUCCCCCUGUCCACCUUUGCAACAGCAGCCUCAAUUACCGCCACAUUCCAGUCCCUCACCACAGGUCCAAAGUCAGCCCCAGCCUUCACCACAGCAUCCGCCACCACCCCACUCAGGGUCUCCUCAUCCUGGCCUUGGGGGCCCCUUGUCAGGGUCCAUGGAGCAGGGACAUUUGGGGACACCAGAACAGAGUGCAAUGCUACCACAGCUUAGCACACCUAACAGAGGUGGCCUGAACAGUGACCUGGGGAUAGUGGGAGAUACUACAGGGGACACUCUGGAGAAGUUUGUAGAAGGAUUGUAGCAUUUAUACUGAAAAAGGAAGCAAUCUUAUUCCUUGGGACCCAUCCUCCCUCUUCUCUUUCUAGUUUCCCUGAACUCAUCCCCCUACUCGAGGGCUUUCUUCGUUCUAAAGUUCAGAAGUUUUUUGUACUGUUAUGUAAAAUCUUUGAGCUGUUGUAAAAUGAAAGGCAAAUUGGUUAAUAAUGGAUAAAUUUUAAGAAGUUAACUGUUCUUUGGGGUUGUAAGUGGUUCUUCAGCCCAAGUGAUUGGAAAUUCUUCCUAAAAAUUUUGAGGGAUUUGCAAGUUGAUUCAGUGAAAUUUAAAUAGAAAAGAUGUCAUUUUAGUUGAGACCAAAUGUGUUUUCCAUUCUGUUUAUUUUACUUUGUUUCUGAUGUGGUUCCAUGCCUUUCUUCAAUUUUUUUAAGAAAUGUACAAUUGCAUUAUAUUAUUCAUAUUGUUUCAUUUUGUACCUUUGGGAGGGAUGGGAACUAAGCAUUUUUGUGUCAAAAUUGUAAAAUAAUUUGUCAAGAGUUAUGCCAGGUUUUUGUCUAAAGCUGUCACUCCUGGCUCUUGUAAUCUAGUGUUGUACCAGUACUCCAAGAUUGUGUUCAAGGACAAACCUCUCUGUUGCUUUUUGUGUAUGAAAGCACUCAGUUGUAUUAAAUAGGAAAUGGACUGUGGCAGGUUGUGUAGACACAGGCAUGUAUGCAGGCACACAUGAAGACACUGAUGCAAACAGUUCGUCACUAAAAGAAGAGCUCUGAAUGGUUUCAUACACGUAGAUCUCAACGACUGCAACCUACAUCUCAGUGGCCUGGAAAAAGAAAACUGUCUCACAGGUGUAGAAAAUUGUGGUUAUUACUUUGAAAAAGAAAUUGUCAUGCCUUUUUCAUAAAAAUGUAAAGUGUAAAGAGAGCAAGAGAAAGACCAGCCCCCUAAGCUGAGGAGGAAUGAUCACCAGUUGUAUCUAGGCCACAUUUUGGAUGAUGUCCCAUCCUCUAAAUUUUACACUAAGCUGUGUGUUAUUAAGGGACAAAUGGUGCAUUUGAGAUUCAGCCUGAGGGAAAACUGUUAUCAGCCCUCAUUCUUCAUACAAACUUGAAUUAGGGGGAUUUACUUUUUCUCCUAUUGUAAAUCGAGUUAAGCAAAGUACUAUAACUAUAAGGAAGAGAGAAUGAAAUCACUGUAUAAACUGGUAAAAGAUGCAUUUCUUACUUCUAUACCAUAUUGUUAAAUAAACUGUGCAACA